This is a messenger RNA of Lasiosphaeria miniovina, 728 nucleotides long. RefSeq lists its product as uncharacterized. Lineage: Eukaryota; Fungi; Ascomycota; Sordariomycetes; Sordariales; Lasiosphaeriaceae. The record is from RefSeq and is a predicted model, not a curated record. The transcript has a single exon. Bases 199 to 648 code for a protein of 149 amino acids.
CUUAUUUUUCUCAUCUCAGGUCUUCACUCAAGGUUGAAGCCAGUUCUACGGCUUCAAUUCGGACUCUCGGUCGAUCCGACGUCUCCCAGGUCGCAAACAGCGAACCAGCCGACACGACAACAACUACAACUGCAGCCCCUAGCCUUGCCCAGCUCGCCAUGUUUUUGGAACAAGACGCCGCUGAAGACGGACCUGUCUAUGGCCGCGUUCUGGAUUUGCCCUCGACCUUCCACUCGAGGCAGCGCCGCACCACUGCCGCCGUCCAAGCCAUCGAUGGUCGUCCCAAUUAACCAGGACCUCUCGCCAUCCUGUCUGCGUGCCAUCCCCGUCACUGGACUGCAUUGCGACGGCCACUGCGACAGGCUCUCGCCCACCCAACCCAAAGACCCAUACCCCCCGAGUUACGGGUUGGGGGCCAAAUCUCCUCCUUCCGCCAACCCCUGCUCAGCUGUUCCCAACCAGUCGGCAACACUCCAGCCCAAGCACGCAAUCCCCUACCAAGCCUGUUUCCCACAUCGGGCCGCCCUCGCUAACGUAGCCGAUUGGCCACGAGGCGACACCAGUAGAUCUCGUCCCAGCCAAGGGUACGAAAGACUCCGUACGGAAUACCGUGGAUCGGGUUUUCGCACGGAUGCCACUUCACAAUGAUUGGGGGGGACUCAUUGACCAACUGCUUUUCCUCCUCCGAGUCCUGCACGCACCCACACUGCGCCGCUCUUUCCCUGUGU